Messenger RNA from Erigeron canadensis, 806 nucleotides. RefSeq names its product Golgi apparatus membrane protein-like protein ECHIDNA. Lineage: Eukaryota; Viridiplantae; Streptophyta; Magnoliopsida; Asterales; Asteraceae. The transcript has 6 exons. Gene Ontology annotation, biological process: vesicle-mediated transport; protein secretion. The coding region runs from base 102 to 653 and encodes 183 amino acids. The record is from RefSeq and is a predicted model, not a curated record. Gene Ontology annotation, cellular component: Golgi membrane.
AAACUCAUUCCAAAAACCUUCAAUAUUUGUUUCUUUGUUAAAUAGCUUCAAAAUUUGCUUAGGGUUGAAGGUAGAUUCAUCGCUGAGUCUGAUCCGUCAUCAUGGAUCUCAAUCCGCCAUCAGGAGAAAAUUAUGCGAACCCAAGGAUAUGCUUCUUUCAUGUGCUCUUCAAGGCUGGAGCUUUGGCUUUUUAUAUACUAUCAGCCCUGUUUUUCGAUAGUUUCGUCAUAAUCUUUGUGGUGACAGUUCUUCUGGCUGCUCUUGAUUUUUGGGUAGUGAAAAAUGUAAGUGGUCGAAUUUUAGUCGGUUUAAGGUGGUGGAAUGAAAUUGAUGACAACGGUGAGAGUGUGUGGAAAUUUGAAUGUCUAGACCAAGAGUCAUUGGCUCGGAUGAACAAAAAGGAUUCAUGGCUGUUCUGGUGGACUCUUUACUUGACUGCGGUUGUGUGGAUAUUCUUUGGAAUAUUCUCUCUGAUAAGGUUCCAAGCUGAUUAUCUUCUUGUUGUUGGAGUUUGCUUGACUCUCAGUAUUGCAAACAUUGUGGGCUUUACGAAAUGCCGCAAAGAUGCAAAGAAGCAGAUCCAACAAUUUGCCUCCCAGACUAUCGCAAACCGGUUUUCUUCGACUAUACAGUCUGCAUUUAGCGUCGUGUGAUUUUGAUACAAAAAGAACUUGGUCUGUUCUUGUACUUGAUAUACUAUAUAUGAAACAGAUUCGAACUGGUAACAGUGUUAGAUAAAAUUAGUCAAAACUCAAACUUGUUUUUGUAUGAUUUGAGAUGUGAAUUAUUCAUUUAAUUGUUCUGAA